Messenger RNA from Mixia osmundae IAM 14324, 567 nucleotides. RefSeq lists its product as uncharacterized. Bases 1 to 567 code for a protein of 188 amino acids. The transcript has 6 exons. The record is from RefSeq and is a predicted model, not a curated record. Lineage: Eukaryota; Fungi; Basidiomycota; Mixiomycetes; Mixiales; Mixiaceae.
AUGUACAGCAUUAAUACGGCUAUACAAGGCGUGCUCUCGACUUGCUGCAAGCCUAUGCUGCGCUUCGAAUGCCAUCUCGUCUAUCCGGACCCUCAGAAUCGAAGUCUUCUCGUUACAAAGAAAGAGCUGUUGCUGACAUGCAAGUACGACCCCGCCAAAGUGGUUCCCUACGACGUGCCGAUCCAUGGCGGCAACGCUUGUGAUUCUCAUUGGGACCACUGGAGUGAGAUUUUCCGCCAGCGCGCAGAUGAGGCACUUGCCGUGCGAGAGCCUCAUGACUGCACCAGUGAGCUCGUCAUCGGUUCGGCGACGCAAGCUGUCUAUGACGUCGAGCUCAGCUUGGCAAUGUCUCGACAGGGCGGCUGGAAAAGUGAUCCAACGGCGCUAUGCUAUUUAUCGAGCUUGAAGAGCCAAGCCAUCCGCAUGCGCUGCAACCCAGAAGCGCAUCCGCUGUGCAAUCUGCUCAUCUUCGAAGAGUUCGAGAUUGGCUGCGAAAGCUUGGGCGAGACAUGCGAGGUACACAAAGGCCUGCAAAAGCAAUAUGAUCUUGCCGAGGCCCAUCGAUGA